AUGGGCGAUGACAAGGUGGAGUCUGAGAACUGGGAGAACCCCAACGUGGUCGGCACGGAGCAAUACAUAGAUGCCGAACCCACCUGGGCCAAAUAUAUCCCCGGAGGCUACUCAAGGUCGAGAUGCUUGAAACUAUCGGGAAUGCCCAUGGUGUCAUGUAUCCUUGGCCUCGCAGGGACGUGUCUGCUGUUCUUUGGCUACGACGCCGCGGUUAUGAGUCUGGUCAAUAUCAACCCGGACUAUCUGCAACACAUGGACUCUGCUGAAGGUACGGACCGUGAUGCCGCUCGCGUUGGAGGCAUCGUGAGCUUCUGGUUCCUGGGUUUCCUCGUCGGCGGAAUUAUGGCCGGCAGCUAUGCCGACAAGAUUGGACGACUCAAGUCCAUCCAGCUGGGCUGCGUCUGGGGAAUAGUGGGAGCCUGUCUUUUGGCAUCCGCUCAGAACUUCUCUUGGAUGGUGUGCGCGCGUAUCAUCAGCGGUAUAGGCUGCGGCCACCUCAAUACCAUCGCCCCCAUUUAUACCUCGGAACUUGCAGACUACAACCUACGGGGCGCAUAUGUCUCGGUGCAGUUUACGAUGUGCGUCGCCGGGGCGACCAUGACGUAUUGGAUGGAAUACGCCGCCCUCAAGACCAGGUCUCCUCCGUUCGCUUGGCGGUUUCCCCAAGCCUUCCAAAUGCUGUUUUUGCUCUUGAUUCUCCUGGUGGCCAAUUUCUUUCCCGAGACACCGCGCCAUCUGGCCAAAAAAGGUCGUUUCAAGGAGGCUCGAGAGAUCCUCCACCGUUGUCGCCUUCGACCUUCGGAGCAAGCGAUUGAGCAGGAACUGGCGGAGAUUCGAGAAGCCAUUCGCAUCGAGGCCACAUCCUCGGCUCGCGGCUUUCUUUCCAUGAUCUGGAAAAAGGAUGCUCUACAUACCCGCCGUCGUGUCGCUCUGGCCAUGGGGAUCCAAGCAAUGGAAAAGCUCUGUGGUCCCGAUGCCAUUGCAGCCUACGGACCCAUCGUCUUCGGUCUCAGUGGAUUUACCGGUAACUUGCCUGCCAUGCUUGCCGGCUUCAACUUUAUAUCCUACACACUCAGUGUCCCUAUCGGCAUGUACUUUGUCGAGCGAGCCGGGAGACGAAAGCUGAUGCUGAUCGGUUUGGUGGUCAUGGGAUCUUCACUGCUCAUUACCGGUCCACUCGCGAGAGAAGCCAUCAACACACCCGAAACCCAAUUGACCAAGAAAAGAGCCUACGGCGCCGCGGUGGUUGCGUUCGUGUUUUUGUAUACCUGCGGAUUCGGCAGUACCUGGAUCACAUGCUGCUGGGUCUAUCCCACCGAGGUCUUUCCCCUCGCCACACGAGCAAAAGGCGUCUCCCUGUCCAUGGUGUCGUUUGCCAUCUGGGGUGCCGUCAUCAACGAAGUCAUCCCGUAUGUCAUCAGUGCCGUGGGUUGGUGGGUUUUCAUCAUAUUCGCCGUCAUGAACUUCAUCCAAAUUAUCCCCGUGUGGUUUUUCUAUGUUGAAACCGCCCAUCGUCACCUGGAGGAGCUUGACAUUCUCUUCGCCAGCGACAGUCCUCUGGCGUACAAGAUGGAACGUGAGUUUGCCGAAAAGAAACGUGCCCUCGGCUUUCACACUGGAAAUGUGCAACUGGUGCAGACUGCCUAA
Exophiala spinifera is the source of this 1647-nucleotide messenger RNA. RefSeq lists its product as uncharacterized. Gene Ontology annotation, cellular component: membrane. Lineage: Eukaryota; Fungi; Ascomycota; Eurotiomycetes; Chaetothyriales; Herpotrichiellaceae. The record is from RefSeq and is a predicted model, not a curated record. Gene Ontology annotation, molecular function: carbohydrate:proton symporter activity. Gene Ontology annotation, biological process: carbohydrate transport; transmembrane transport. The transcript is spliced from 6 exons. Bases 1 to 1647 code for a protein of 548 amino acids.